Scomber japonicus (chub mackerel) is the source of this 3041-nucleotide messenger RNA. RefSeq names its product MAP7 domain containing 3 (gene map7d3). Bases 24 to 2525 code for a protein of 833 amino acids. The transcript is spliced from 20 exons. The record is from RefSeq and is a predicted model, not a curated record. Gene Ontology annotation, biological process: microtubule cytoskeleton organization. Gene Ontology annotation, cellular component: microtubule cytoskeleton. NCBI's taxonomy places the organism in Eukaryota, Metazoa, Chordata, Actinopteri, Scombriformes, Scombridae.
CAGAGAAGGAAAACUUCAUAGAAAUGGCGGAGGGUGCAACGAGUCUCAAAGGCUUGCGAGCCCAAAUGGCUGCAGCUGCACAGGCACAAGCAGAGGAACGGCGCAGCCUGUCAGGAAACAGUCCAGGACCUACAACCAAUGCACCAGCUAAACCUCAGGGGUGUAAGCCAGUCCUUGACGGUGCCUCACUUAGAAUAGACGACCGACUGCGAGUAGCAAAAGAGAGGCGAGAGGAGGCAGAGAGACAACAGGCAUUACGUGAGUCACAGAUCAUGGAGCGGGAGCGCAAGUCCAAACUGCAAGUGGAGCGUCAGAUGGAGGAACGUCAGAAAAAGGUUGAGGAACAGCGAAAGAAGGAGGAACAGAAGCGAAUUGCUGUGGAGGAGAAGAGGAAGCAGAAACAAGAAGAGGAAAAGGAGCACUACGAGGCAGUGAUGCGGAGAACACUGGAGCGUAGCCAGCGAGUGGAGCAGAGACAAAAGAGAUGGUCCUGGGGAGGACUGUCCACAGACUCAGAUGGACGAACAGGAGACUCUGAUGCCAGCGCCUCAUCUCCAGUAACUAUAGUUAUCUCCCCUGCCUCACCAGAAAAGCCACCAAGGAGUCGACAAGUGGAUAAGCGUUCCACAUCCACCAUGAACUUGAAACAGCCAUACGAGGCUGGCAUCAAUAAACGCCUAUCCUCUUCCUCUGCCACCCUCAUCAAAUCUCCUGACAAAAGUGUUAAGCCAAGGAGUUCGUCUUGUAACCGGUUGCCUAGCAAUGGCAUUGCUGCUCAGGCCAGUAAGGAAGACGGCAAAAAACUUCAGGUGGAACAGACAGGCCGUUCCAUGAAGAAGAGAAGUUCCUCCCUCACACGAGUAAGUGUGGGCAGAGCACAGACCCCUGCCAAGCCUGAUAAGGGGACGACGGAUGAUCAAGCUCGCAGGCCACCAGGCGGCACUGUGGAAGGAGGGGUCCUUAGUCGCCUGCUCACUCCCACCCAGGCCUCACUAGCUAGGAGCAAGAGCGCCGCCGCCCUUUCCAGUGAAGGAACAGAUGCUCCAGCCUCUGCCAGCCCCCUGCACCCGCCACGUGGGCCCGUGCGCAGCCGCAGCAUCGACCGACAGAAGAGCGGCAUGACCACCUCUGUCUCAGCCAACGGAGCCCUCGACUCUUCACUGAAGGACAAGCCGUCGACACCGCCUGGGGGUCAACGUCCCCCCUCCCCAUCUACCAGCCUGGGACGCCAUCGUUCACCAUCCCCAGCCCCCAAUCCAUCUCCAAAGAGGACUCCCUCCCCAGGAGCAACCAAGCAAAGUUCCAAGACACGCCCACCCUCACCUGGUGCAAUGAAACAACGUCCCCCAUCACCCCAGCCAAUGUCUUCCAAACCCCCACCCAUCCAGAAACCAGCUCUCACCCCAACAGGGCCACCCAUGUUGCGAAAGAGAGACUCCAAGACUAAGGAUGGGUUGUCUCUCCAGGGUGUAGGUUCACAGUCCUCUGAUUCUAGCAAGACCAAAGACAAAGAUGACUCAAAGGGCGCAACAGGCACCAGUUCGGCUGCUGAGGCGGCCAAGAUCCUGGCUGAGAACCGCAGGCUGAUGCGAGAGCAGAAGGAGAAAGAAGAGCAACUCAGGAAAGAGAAGGAGGAGGAAGAGAAACUGAGAAAAGAAGAGGAGCAGCGUUUAGCGGAGGAGGCUCGACUAAUACGCCUGGAGGAAGAGAAAAAGCUUGCAGAGGAGAGGAAAAUUAAAGAAGAAGAAGAUGCUGUUAAAGCAGAGGAAGAACGAAUAAGGCUGGCAGAAGAGGAGGCAGUGAAGCAGGCUGAACUCCAGAAGGAACGAGAGGAGGCGGAGGCCAAGGCCGCAGAGGAGGCAGAAAGAGUCCGUCAGGAGCGAGACCGCAUCAUGCAGCAGAACCAGCAAGAACGUAUGGAGAGGAAGAAGAGAAUUGAAGAAAUCAUGAAGAGAACUAGAAAAGGGGAACAAGGUGACUUGAAGAGAGAGGACGAUAAAGGCAUGCAGGAGAAUGAAGAUGAGGAAGUGGAUGAGAUGAACUGUGAAAGCAAGGCUGAGAUGCUUGACAUGGCUGACUACGCUACAGAGGCUGACAGAGAUGACUGUGGUCUGUCCUCUGGCGAGCCAGUGCCACAACGAGAAGAGCCCCUCGGCAGCGUGAAUGGAAAAGGAGAGAUGGACGACAAGGAGAAUAAAAAUGGCAUGAGCACAGAUGAGACUCAGGCUGUUAGCCCACUACCUAAGGGCCGUCUUGUGGAGGGUUCAGAGUUCACGAACGAGCAGGACUCUGCCAUGGUAGUCUCAAACCUCAACGGUAAGUCCAACCAGUGGAGCUUCGAGGAACUCAUUGACCUCAAUGUACACUCAAAGACCCGGCCCCUUAUCGAGGCAGAGGACUGCAACCAGGUAUUGAUUAACUGUGAUGGCCCAGAUGGGACCAGGGUAGCCUUUGAAGACAAGGGAACCCCAGUCAACACCCUGCAUUCCUCAAAUCAACCUAUAGAAACCCUGUCAGAGAUUUGAUGCUGCAGCUGUCGCUGAGAAGUCUCUCUUCUUGUUGCACUCCUAAAGUUCCUGUCCAGCUGAGCUCCUUAAAAAGUUCUCUACCAGUUCCAAACAGCUUCCUCCUCUUUCUCCUCCACCUAUUCCUGGGGGAGGAGCACAAGGUGAAGCGGAAAGACCACCCUAAGUGCUAAAUUUGCACCCUAUAUGAUGAGGAAAAGAUUUUAUGAUUAGUCUAUAUAAGAAAACAUGUUACGCUUCAGGGAAAUUCCAUAUAUUCCUUCAAUGUGCUUGCUUCAGGUCUCUUUCCUCUUCCUCUUGUGUCUAGUUCUUUUUUUUUUCUAUGUCAUGUCCAAUUUCAGUGAUGUUUUUUAAGAGUUUUGUGUUUGUCAGGGGUGCAUUGUUGUAAUUUAUUAAUUUUGGCUUCUUUGUUAUUGUAAUUAUUGUUUAGGUUUUUUUCCUCUUAUAACAAAAUAUUCCAGGACAUAUGCACAACAGGCUGUGACCUGAAUAUGAGGUUAAUAUCGUGAGUUUAUG